Molecule: messenger RNA, 2818 nt
Organism: Salvelinus fontinalis (brook trout)
Lineage: Eukaryota; Metazoa; Chordata; Actinopteri; Salmoniformes; Salmonidae
Gene: fancf
Product: FA complementation group F
Exons: 1
Coding region: 673-1743 (356 amino acids)
Biological process (GO): interstrand cross-link repair
Cellular component (GO): Fanconi anaemia nuclear complex
Source: RefSeq, a predicted model, not a curated record
AUCUGUCGAGGAUCUUUUUUUUUGUGGAGCCUAGUGCUGCAUUGCCGAUAGGAGGGGAGUUUUUGAUCAGUCACACUGGACUGACUGGUAGGGAAUGUUAUGCUGCAUUCCCUCCUCCUUUCAUUCUCUCUCUAAUCUGACAUUUGAGAAACUCGUUCGUGUGCAAGAUUGUAAUUAGAUAGAUGCUGAAGGAGAAGAGCAUUAAUUGGCCCAGCCACUGUGCAAUUUUAUGUAUUGCAAUUGCUCGAUUAUAAAUGACUAUAACACAAUACAGUGACAAGAGUCGAUGUACUUGUUCUUCUUCUACAAUCUACACAUAUUCGCCAAUUCAGGAAAAAAAAAAGAGGGUGAAACUCAAACGGAAUAAUACUCAAACGAAAUAUUUUCUCGAAGGACAAUACAUUUGUUCUAUUCGCCAGGUUUUAUGAUUUACACAACUUUUAUCUUGAGAACUUUUAUUUUGAAGUGACUGUGACGCGCUCGCAUUCCCGGAAGUUCACUUCACUUCACAACAUCAACUGGUGGGGGGGAAAGAGAAGAGGACACGGAGAAAAGAAGUAACUUAAAACACGAAAGUGACUUUUCCAAACAACCUUUUGGAGUAAUUUCAGCCGUCAUUUUAACGUUUUCAAACUCACGUCCAAAUGUUCUGAGAGCAGAUCGCAGCGUCACAUGGAGGCUGUUGUAAAGAACUUGGAGCGGACCAUGGAGCUACUCGCUGUGUCGCAGACAGAGACGGUGCAGCGGUGGGACAAACAAACCCUGGACAGAGCCUUCCAAUGGACUCAGUACUGCGAACACGUCUACACAAGGUUCCAUGCAAAUCCAACCGUCAGGGACAUCUUGGAAAAACAACUACAGGUGACAAACGAAAGUUUACGAACAACUUUUCAGGGGUAUACGGACAUCACGUUUUCUGACCUGUCGCAGUGUCAACACUUGCUGCUUGUGGGGUUACUAAACAACGCCGCUGUUCCGAGCUCAGUCAUCAAACUACUUUUCGACACUAGAACGGUUGGAGGUAAAUCUAAGGACGCCACCGGUCAUUGCACUGAGCUCAUAGAAGUGAAAUCAGCACGUAAAGUUUUAAGCGCCAUUUAUUUGAAACGCAGUACGUCCUUUCCUGGUCCUGAUGUUGACGUGAUAGGCAUGACACUGAUGGAGAUAUUGGAUACCCUGCUCUCUCCAGCUUCUGGCGUGUCCAAGGUGGGCCUAGCAGAGAAGUUAUUGGACAACAUCUUACAAACCUGUGGUGAAAAUGAAAUCUUCUCAGGAGUCGUUGCUGCUGCUCUCCUGUCAAGGAAAAACAACAAAACAGCAACAACGGCAGCAACAACAACAAAAAUGGCUUCAGAAGGAGUGUCAUUAGACUUUAUCCUGGCUUGGCUCCAGCAACACUACAGUUUACUCCAGCAUAUGUGUUCCACGUUGCCUAUUGGACUUUUGAUGGACCUCUACCAGCAGUCUGUGAGAUUUAGAGUGACCUACCGUGACAUGUUGAAGCAAUGGGGGUCACAGUUGGAGUAUGACAUGGGAGAAGGAGAGUGGGUUCAAAUGUAUACCACCGACGGGGUGUCGUUCAAGACACUGUCUGACCAUUAUAGGUCGUUACUAGGGGCUUGUCCGUCAACAAAGGAGGACGUUGAGAGAGAGCUGACAGAACUGAAGGUUGCCGAUGGGGACUUUGAUGUUGGAGGUCUGAGUGUUUGGGGUGACCUCCUCUCAGAGCUGAACAAGGUCUGAGUGUUUGGGGUGACCUCCUCUCAGAGCUGAACAAGGUCUGAGUGUUUGGGGUGACCUCCUCUCAGAGCUGAACACGGUCUGAGUGUUUGGGGUGACCUCCUCUCAGAGCUGAACAAGGUCUGAGUGUUUGGGGUGACCUCCUCUCAGAGCUGAACAAGGUCUGAAAUGUUAGUUAUCUAAAAACGUGUAAAACAUAGUCUGUUGCCAUCAGUUGACACAACAUGCUCUUGAAUACAGAGUGACACAACAUGCUCUUGAAUACAGAGUGACACAACAUGCUCUUGAAUACAGAGUGACACAACAAAUGAAAAAAAAAUGGAGUUUACUUGUUUUUAGAUAAUUGACGUUAAAGGUUAAAAAAAAAUCUAUAAAACAGUUUGACAACCCUGUUUUGUAAGCUUUUAAAUGAAAUCAAUCUCAACCGUUUCUCUUUUCCAGUGAUGAAGACAUCUCUCAUGGUAUGGUGGGGUAUGUCUCGUUGUAUGGUGGGGUAUGUCUCAUUGUAUGGUGGGGUUUGUCUCAUUGUAUGGUGGGGUAUGUCUCGUAUGGUGGGGUAUGUCUCGUUGUAUGGUGGGGUUUGUCUCAUUGUAUGGUGGGGUAUGUCUCAUUGUAUGGUGGGGUUUGUCUCAUUGUAUGGUGGGGUAUGUCUCGUUGUAUGGUGGGGUAUGUCUCGUUGUAUGGUGGGGUAUGUCUCGUUGUAUGGUGGGGUAUGCAGAAUAGGUCAACUCUGAUCACCUUUAUCUCCUGAAUGUUUUGGCAUUCAGGUCCAAAAAUGUACUUUCUGACCACUUCCUCCAUGGGCAAACAUGUAUGGAAUUUUAUUUUGUAUUUUUAUGAAAGCUGUCAAAAAGUGAAUUGAAAUGGAUUUACCCCUCUCUUGAGCAGAACAAAGCCAUGUGUAGCCUCAUCAGUAUUCUGUCAUUGGCAGUCAGUGUUCGUUGGACAAAUGAGGAACUUUGGCCUCGUUAGAUACAAUUAAUUUAAAUAUAUUUGUUAAAGGAUACAUGUUUUUGUGCUAAUACAUUCAUAUAAGUUUGUAUCAAUAACAGAAUAAAGAAGAAUUUCAUUAAACAAA